AGCUUUUGUCCCGCACACACCUGAGUGAUGUCAGCAGCUGAGUGGGGCCGACCUAGAGAGGAGAGACGUACACAGGAAAUGACUGCAGGGAGGAGACACUGCACAGCCAGAGCACAGUAAUGUCUUCUCCUGCAAGGACAGCUUCAUUAUGAAGAGCCUGAGUCCCCCCAACCCGGGUCCCUUCUAACCUUCGCCCCAUCCCCCCCCACCUGGAGGAUUCUGGGAACUCCCACACAGAACCCGCCUGCACCAUGUCUCACAGAUAUUCUGACCCAUCUGUGGGUGACAGAUCUUACCUCGUGUAUGAAAAAAAUGCCACCUCUACAGCCAACAACUCCAUACCACGAAAAACGCUGAAGCCCGUGGAUAAUGCCUCGUAUGUACCAGACGGCGGGGCCCCUACCCCGGUGGAGGCCCACCGAGUCAUCCUGAGCACGGAGAGCCCGGCCGCCCACAAGCUGGGGACCCAGCAAAUGAUUCCAAAAAGUUUGGCCAUCGCCACGAAGACCAAGGCCACUCGGCACCACACCAUCGCAUCGUCCACGAUCAGCAAGGAGUUCGUACAGCAGGAGCAGAGGAAGCUCUCCGCCCGCGAGGCUUCUGUGGAGGAUGAUAUAAAUGUGGGCGGGUUAAAAAGGAAUCUAAGGAAUCAAUCUUACAGGGUAGCUAUGAGGGGUUUUAAAGAUGAAGAGUACCAGCCCAUAAAGCCAAUGUCGACCCUGAAGCCGGUGACGGAGAAUCCAAACGCUCCGCCCCCGAGGAGUCCUGGAAGAUCUAAGAAAACAUUCGGAAAGAAAAAAAUGCAGCGCCACGCGGGUUCCUUUAAAGACGACCCCAGGCUGUACCAGGAGUUCACCGAACGGGGGCUCAUCUCCAACAGUCAGGAGUCCGACGACGACCUGCUAGAAGACAGCGCUACCCCGACCGUGCCGCGUCCAGAUGAAGGCAUUGUGGUGAAGAACUACCGCCCCGCCCAGCUGAUCUGGAGCCAGCUUCCACAGGUUGGUGUGUCUUUUUGUGUGGUGGAAGUCUGUGUGGGGGGCACUAAAGUGGGCCUACAGGUGUUGCAUGAAUGUUCGCCCAAUUUGACCAUUGGCGGUUGGGUUGGAGAAUGUUUGUUUGUAUGUUUGUAGGCUUUACAUGUCCAC
Rana temporaria (common frog) is the source of this 1148-nucleotide messenger RNA. RefSeq names its product rho guanine nucleotide exchange factor 16-like. Gene Ontology annotation, molecular function: guanyl-nucleotide exchange factor activity. The record is from RefSeq and is a predicted model, not a curated record. The transcript is spliced from 4 exons. Gene Ontology annotation, biological process: activation of GTPase activity. Lineage: Eukaryota; Metazoa; Chordata; Amphibia; Anura; Ranidae. The coding region runs from base 252 to 1133 and encodes 293 amino acids.